CGCAGGUUCACUCGAAUAUUCCUAGUAUACUAAUUCAUUCACCUGCUUGGAAUCUGAUCACCAUUACAGCCUACGCCUUGUAGGGAUCAAUGUGCAUGGAUGUCUUGUUGAGAGAGGUCAUGAUUUCAUCAACUCUUUUUUAUCUUUUCUUGGCUACUCUACAAGCAAAGACAGCAAUUUUUUCAGUAUUGGCCGCAAGUGGAUGCAAGGAAAUGGAUUUCAAAGUGACGAUGAAAGACAACACGCUGGCCAAUCACGUCUUCAAAACCGUACGAGCCACGAACGAUGCGCACUGCGAAUCCCAGUGUUUCUUGGAUGAUCGCUGUAUCUCCUACAGCUUUGGCACAAGUGCGAGUGGAGAGAAAUACAUGUGUGAGCUGAGUGACUCGGAUCACUUUAUGCAUCCUGAAGAUCUGGUGAGAAGACCUGGUGUCAUCUACAGAAGUGCUCAGAACACAUGCCCCUGCAGGGGGAGACAGACUUGUCGAUAUGACUUCAUCCAGAAAACUGCAAAGUGCGUUUGUCCCACUGGCUUCACUGGACAAAACUGUGAAACAAAUAUCGAUGAUUGUUUCGACAACGCUUGUUACAAUGGCGGCAGUUGCGUAGAUCAAGUCAAUGGCUACACAUGUCAGUGUGUUCCUGGAAGAACUGGACAGAGAUGUGAAAUUGAUAUCGAUGAUUGUCAAUCCAGUCCGUGUGUUAACGGAACGUGCUCAGACAGACUCAAUGACUUUUGGUGUACCUGUGUGCCAGGCUAUAGCGGGAAAACGUGCGAUAUUGACAUUAACGAGUGCCAGAGUAAUCCCUGUCUAAACGGCGGCACCUGUCACGACAAGGUGAAUGGUUUUGAGUGCAGCUGCACGAAUAAGUUCUAUGGGUCAAGAUGUGAAAAUCUUGAUAAUUGCGUGGCACAUCCAUGUCAGAAUGGAGGCACCUGCAUCAAUAAGUCAAUAUAUCGGGGUGGAUGUACCUGUCCGGCCAACUACUUUGCAUUCAGAUGCCACCAUUUUGAUCCAUGCGGAGCAAACCCAGGCGUCUGCAAAGAUGGAUCAACUUGCCGUAAUGCCCUUUUGUCACAUGGAGGCUAUUAUUGCGUGUGUCCUGAUAGAAAACGUUAUUAUUACGAUAAAUGUUAUGACUAAUAAUUGUUAUUACUAGUACGGCGGAUAGGGUAGAUAAGAGAAACCAGGUUUUCAGACUUUACAAGUCAGACUCGGGACUGGCAUAUUGACCCAACGUUUAAUUUUUGGUACCAAUUCUUUUAAUAUUCUUGAUAUCGUAUGUAAUUGCAUGAAGUCUAG
This is a messenger RNA of Actinia tenebrosa (Australian red waratah sea anemone), 1304 nucleotides long. RefSeq lists its product as uncharacterized. The record is from RefSeq and is a predicted model, not a curated record. Lineage: Eukaryota; Metazoa; Cnidaria; Anthozoa; Actiniaria; Actiniidae. Gene Ontology annotation, cellular component: plasma membrane; protein-containing complex. Gene Ontology annotation, molecular function: calcium ion binding. Gene Ontology annotation, biological process: establishment or maintenance of epithelial cell apical/basal polarity; heterophilic cell-cell adhesion.